Engraulis encrasicolus (European anchovy) is the source of this 1374-nucleotide messenger RNA. RefSeq lists its product as uncharacterized. The record is from RefSeq and is a predicted model, not a curated record. Bases 64 to 1374 code for a protein of 436 amino acids. NCBI's taxonomy places the organism in Eukaryota, Metazoa, Chordata, Actinopteri, Clupeiformes, Engraulidae. The transcript has 3 exons.
ACCGUCCAUAGGCUGUUUUACGAAUUGGUGAGAAUUGACAAAUGCUGCCUUUGCCAGUCACCCAUGACAUCUCUGAAAUGGCAAGGCCUCAGAUGCAAGCAAUGCCAUAUUGUAUGGCAUAAAAACUGCCUGCUAAAAUCUUCAGAAGACUGGGAUAUGUCCGAUGAUGACUACUCGUCUGGUGAGGAGUACAACCCAUCCUCUCUAUCAGAAAGUGAAAGCUCAGAAAUGGAGACGGAACGAAAACAGAGCACACACAUCCAGAGUGACUCAGAGGAUAUCUUAAAGGAUAUGCCGAUGGAUUUUGAAUCUGCGGCAACUCUCCAGGAAAGUGGAAGCUCAGAAACGGAGACCGAACGAAAACAGAGCACACACAUCCAGAGUGACUCAGAGGAUAUCUUAAAGGAUAUGCCGAUGGAUUUUGAAUCUGCGGCAACUCUCCAGGAAAGUGGAAGCUCAGAAACGGAGACAGAACGAAAAAAGAGCACACAUAUCCAGAGUACCUCAGAGGAAAGCUUAAAGGAUAUGCCGAUGGAUUUUGAACCAGAGAUGUCAGAGUCAUGCUUGCAUAAAAGCAAUGAUGACAAUCUUGGAAAGGGCACAGUGGGAAUGUUUGUCCACAAUAAACCUGAAAAAAUGAAAGACCUUAAAAGCCAAGUGAACUAUUGUUUUGUAUGUGGAAAACCUCAAACUAAAAUUGCACGUCAUCUCCAAACACAUUUGAGUGAAAAUGCUGAAAUUGCGCAGGCAUUCCAGGCCGCCAAAUCAUCAAAGGAGAGGAAGAUUCUUCUUGAGAAAUUACGCAACCUUGGCAACUUUAAACACAACACUGAUGUUAAAACCACAGGCUCAGGCUGCCUUAAGGUGAAAAGGAGCUCAAAAAAAAGCAGUAACCCUGAGAUGUAUGACUAUUGCCUGUACUGUAAGGGUAUGAUGGCCAGACAAGAACUUAGUAGACAUAUGAGAAAAUGUCCCCUAAGGCCCGAUGUGAACACUGAAGAGAGGGAGAGGGUUCCUGCCAUCGCAUCCAGUCAAUCUACAAUGUCACAGCCAAUUUCUAGCUCACUUUGGGCAGUUUUGGGCAAAAUGCACAAGGAUGAGGUGAGCACUGCCAUCAAGAAUGACCACUACCUCCUGCAGUUCGCCCAGUCCCUCUUUAAUAGGCACGGAAUUGACCCAGCAAAGCAUGAAUAUAUCAGACAGAAAGUGAGGGAAGUUGGCAGGUUACUGGUAACACUCCGCAAAACAACUCAAAUCUACAAUUUGGAAGAAUGUUUAAAACCAGCGAACUUCAUGAUUCUGACCAGUGCUGUGAAGACGGUUUCUGGAUUUGAUCCCAAAAAUAACAUUUACAAAUCCCCAAGUUUGGCCUAG